UCCUGCCCAUUAUUGAUAGGCGCCGGGCUGCAGAGCUGGUGGCAGGAUUAUACAGAAAGCUCAGUCUGGCUGGCCAGACCUCAUGCUCCUUGAAAAGGCACCAAGGAGGAGCUCUUACUCGCCCUCUUUUUUGUUUGUUUUUCUCUCGGCGAGGCCUCGGUUUGCGCGGACGUCUUGGCCUUUUGGCACUACCACCCACCUGAAGCUCUUCCGCUUCCUCUUUGUUCAGGCUCCGCCCCCAGCGUCCUGUGGCCAUGACUACCGCCCCGCGGGACUCCCUGGUGUGGAAGCUCGCUGGGCUGCUGCGGGAUGCAGUCCUGUCUGGCCGUAGCACCCUGAGCCUGCUCACUGCCGCGCUGCAGCAGCUGAAUCACGUAUUUGAGCUGCACCUGGGGCCAUGGGGCCCUGGCCAGACAGGCUUUGUGGCUCUGCCUUCCCACCCUGCCGACUCUCCCGUCAUCCUCCAGCUUCAGUUCCUCUUCGACGUGCUGCAGAAAACACUUUCACUCAAGCUGGUCCAUGUCCCAGGUCUUGGCCUCCCAGGGCCCAUCAAAAUCUUUCCAUUCAAGUCCCUUCGGCAGCUGGAGCUCCGAGGUGUCCCCCUCCACUGCCUCCAUGGCCUCCGUGCCAUCUAUUCCCAGCUGGAGACCCUGAUUUGCAGCAGGAGCCUCCAGGCAUUAGAGGAGCUCCUUUCAGCCUGCGGUGGGGACCUCUGCUCCGCCCUGCCCUGGCUGGCUCUGCUCUCUGCCGACUUCAGCUACAACACUCUGACUGCCUUGGACAGCUCCCUGCGUCUCUUGUCAGCUCUGCGCUUCUUGAACCUGAGCCACAAUCAGGUCCAGGACUGUGAGGGUUUCCUGAUGGACUUGUCUGAGCUCUGCCAUCUGGACAUCUCCUAUAACCAUCUGCGUCUGGUGCCGAGAAUGGGACCCUCGGGGGCUGCUCUGGGGACCCUGAUACUACGAGGCAAUGAGCUCCAGAGCCUGCACGGCCUGGAGCAGCUGCGGAACCUGCGGCACCUGGAUGUGGCCUACAACCUGCUGGAAAGACACAGGGAGCUGUCGCCACUGUGGCUGCUGGCUGAGCUCCGCAAGCUCUGCCUGGAGGGGAACCCUUUGUGGUUCCACCCUGAGCACCGAGCGGCCACCGCCCGGUGCUUGUCGCCCCGUGCCAGGGACGCUGCUGCUGGGUUCCUUCUUGAUGGGAAGGCCUUGUCACUGACUGAUUUUCAGACCUCCCCAUCCUCAGGCCUUGGCCCCAUGGCCCCACCUCUGCCCCGGCCGGUGGGGAGUACCACAGAAACCUCCGGCGGCGCUGACUUGAGUGACAGCCCCUCGUCGGGGGGCGUUGUGGUCCAGCCCCCGGUUCGUAAGGUUAAGAGCCGAGUCCGUGUGAGGCGGGCGAGUAUCUCGGAACCCAGUGAUACGGACCCGGAGCCCCGGACUCUGGACCCCUCCCUGGCUGGGUGGUUUGUGCAGCAGCAUCGGGAACUGGAGCUCAUGAACAGCUUCCGGGACCGCUUUGGCCGUGACUGGCUGCAGUACAGGAAUCACCUGCAGGCCUCCGGGACCCCUGCCCUAGGCACCCUGCGUCCGGGCACACCGAGCCCAGAGACUGUAUGCAGCCCUCCGCCCCCUGAGACGGAGUCUGCACAGGAAGAGGCAGAGGAGGUCGGGGUGGAGCCGGAGCCGCAGGAGGAAGAGGAGGGAGGGGAAGAGGAAGAGGAGGAGGAGGAGGGGCAGGAGCCACGCGGAGUGGAGGUGGAGCUCUGCCACCCCAUGUUGGUGUGUCCCCUGGAGGGGCCCGAGGGCUUGCGGGGCAGGGAAUGCUUUCUCUGGGUCACUGCUGGCCACCUGUUUGAGGUGGAGCUCCAAGCAGCUCGAACCCUGGAACGGCUUGAGCUCCAGAGUCUCGAGGCAGCUGAGAUAGAGGCUGAGACCCAGACCCAGAGUGAGCCGGUGCCCGAGGGCUCAGAUCCACGCCCUGGGGGCCCCGUCCUCGUUCUCCGCUUCUCCUACAUCUGCCCCGAGCGGCAGUUGCGUCGCUAUGUGGUGCUGGAGCCAGAUGCCCAGGCCGCUGUCCAGGAGCUGCUGGCUGUGUUGACCCCAGCAGCCACCUUGGGGAAGCAUCAGCUUGGGGAGGCGAGGGACCCUCCCGGCGGCAGACUCCAGUGUCUGCGCUGUGGCCACGAGUUCAAGCCAGAGGAGCCCAGGUCGGGACUGGACGGUGAGGAAGGCUGGAGGCCUCUGUUCCGGAAGACAGAAUCGCCUGCCGUGUGUCCAAACUGUGGCAGUGAUCACGUGGUUCUCCUGUCCCCUGGAACCCCCAGUGGGAAACAGAGGCAGGGAGAGCAAUCGCCGGCCCCCUCGCAGUCUCCGAGCCCCGUCCAUGGCCCUCCUGGCCACAGUGCGUACGGCACCAGGGCCGGCAGUGCCCCAUCUCAGGCACCGGCCUCCCGUGACUGCCACAGUUGGAGCCUCAGCCCCCCCCCUGAGCGCCGUGGCCUCUGCUCUGUGGACCACCGACUCCGGCUCUUCCUGGACGUUGAGGUGUUCACCGAUGCCCAAGAGGAGUUCCAGUGCUGCCUCAAGGUGCCAGUGGUGUUGGCAGGGCACCCUGGGGAGUUUCUGUGUCUCGCGGUUGUGUCUGAUCAUAGGCUCUACGUGUUGAAGGUGACAGGGGAGAUCCGCGGGCCUCCGGCUGGCUGGCUGCAGCCGACCCUGGCCAUUCCCCUGCAGGAUCUGAGUAGCAUAGAGCUGGGCCUGGCAGGACAGAGCCUGCGGCUGGAGUGGGCGGCCGGGGCAGGUGGCUGUGUCCUGCUGCCCCGAGAUGCCAGGCACUGCCGGGCCUUCCUGGAGGAGCUUACGGAUGUCUUGCAGUCUCUGCCCCCCACCCGGAGGAGCAGCGUCAGCGCCACGGAGGAGGAGGUGACCCCGAAGCAUCGGCUCUGGCCGUUGCUAGAGACAGACCCUUCCUUGGAGCCUCUCCGGUUCUUCUAUCUUCGGGCAUUCCUGGUUGAAGGGCCUUCUACCUGCCCUGUGUCCCUGUUGCUGACUCUGUCCACCCUGUACCUGUUAGAGGAGGACCCUAUAGGGUCCCAGGCAGAGGCCCCUCUUCCAGCGGCAUCGGGCGAAGCCUCUGAGAAGGCCCCACCCCCCGGGCCAGGUCCUUCAGUGCGUGUCAGGGAGCAGCAGGCACUCAGCAGCCUGAGCUCCGUGCUGCUGUAUCGCGUGGCCCCAGAGCACCUGCGGCUGGUCUUCUACGACGAGGUGUCCCGGCUGGAGAGCUUUUGGGCACUCCAUGUUGUGUGUCCGGAGCAGCUGACGGCCCUGCUGGCCUGGAUCCGGGAGCCCUGGGAGGAGUUGUUUUCCAUCGGACUUCGAACUGUGACCCAAGAGGCUCUAGAUCUUGGCCAGUGAGGCUGCCAUGCUGGUCCCGCCCCCGGCCUCAGGAGCCACGGCUACAGGUGUUCUCUCUCCAGACUCUGGCUGCGGACUUCUCUGGCCUUUGGGCACUGGUCAGCAAGGCCCCAAAUGACCCAAAACUCAGGGGCAGGGUGAGAGGACUGGUCCAGCCUCCAGAUGACCUGGCCCGAGGGAACGGGCUGAGUGGUCAGAAGGAGUGUUUCUCCUGCACUUUUUCUCAGGUAUCAAUAAAGUUGUUUCCAUUCCGGAUGCCAUGGGUGCAGUUGGAUGUGUCACUCGUGAGGCCUGCUGUUCCUCUACUACUUCUAACAGAAACUGCCCCGCCCAUGGCUCUUCCCCAACGGACAGGCCAAGCAGCCUGUUUGAACUGUGAGACCCCAUCUUCCAACCCUGCUUUUUGCCCCCUCUGAUGGGAUCCAGUAGGACUCCUACCUAUGGGCACCAGUCCUCAGCCAGCAGCACCUGUCAUGAGGCCUGGUGUGGAAAUCACUGCCUAACAAAGAGCUGGGACACUCACAUUGUCACUCUCCUGAGUUUCAGCUGGGAACUAACGAGACUCUCAGGCCAUUGGCAGUGGGAGCUGAAUACGAGUGCGACUGGGUAGCGGGUUCGUGGAGCCGGGCUGUGGAGGGAGGGCAGCCACCUGGUGGUUUCCGUUCCUGCCUUCUUGUCAGUACUGCCUCACUCAGCCCAGGGGCCUGGUUGGGUUGACCCCACUCCUCUCCCUGUGUCUCUGUGGCUGUGGUGAUCGGUUCAGGAAUUCCCCUGUGGCCCAGCUUGGCCUCUACCAAGGCCCAGUCCUGGCCUUUUGCUGGAGCAGCCGAGAAAGACGCAAGUUUCCCCCAGGAGGGCUGAGAGGACGAGCCUGCAGCUGCUGGCCCUGAGGGGAGGUGGAACCAUGCCGAGACAGGGAGGCAGAGCUGAGAGGUGGGGCAAGCAAGGCCAAGUCUGGGUGGUGUCCGUGGAGUCCUUGGGUCCAGAGUGACCGCAGGCAGAUAGCCCUGGAAUUUUAGGUUAUGUGAGCCAAAGGGGAGCCCCUCCUUUUUUCUGUUCGGCUUAAGCUAAUUUGAGCCGAAUAUGAGCCGCUGAAGGGUCCGAACUACAUACACCCCUAUUCUGACUUGACCCAGCCUGAGUAGGGAUCUGUUUCCUGCACCCAAGAAUGAACACAAGGGGAGUAGUGGCUCCCAUACGUUCGUGUAGAGAGGUCCUGGUAAAAGGGCUUGGGAAGGGAGCGUGGGGAUUCCCACGGAGCCCCAGAGCCUGGCUCUGGUUGAGUGUGUGUGUGGUUUUGAGAACUAAUGGGUGGGCCUUAUUUUGGGAGCAGGUACGUGCCAGGCACUGAGUUCAGUGUUGACAGUCUGCUCCACGCAGGGGUCCUGGGAGGUGGUGGCAUCUUGUUACAGGUGAGGAAACUGAGGCCUAGAGGAGGUGGAUGAUUUGCCCAAGAUCUCGUCAGUAAGGAGACCUGAUGAGUCCAGGCUAAUAUAACUUCAAACCUGCGCUGUCAGCAAACCACUGGGCGCACUGCCUGCCCCUUCACUGCAGUGCGUGGGCCUCUGUGCCAGCCCCGCUUAGAGCGGGAUCACUGCGCACUUUAUCCUGCGCUGGGGCUCUCUGAAUAACCGUACACUUGUCUAGGACGGGGAGGCCCAGAUGCACCAUAUUUGAAGUUUUUCUUUCCUCCAGAGUGUGGUGAGAUGUUAGGAGAAGUAUUAAUUCGUGGGUGGUUUUCACCCCUCCCAGCUGACUGGAGAGAACAAGAUGCUGGGUCUUGCAGUUUUAAGUGAAAGGGCUAAGCUGUAAGAAGAGAUGUGAAAGGGACCUUAACUAGAUAAGAGGUCUGGAGCGGGAGAGGGGAGGGUUUUUAGAGAAGAGCAUUAGAGGCAGUGUCGGUGCAGCUCCCCUGACGUUGGGGGGCUCUCAGGGCGGCGGGCCCUGUGCCUUGCUCCCUGUUUGGAAUUAGGAAGGACAGUGACCUGUCAGAUGCUCCCCAGGCCACCGGGGCAGAUGGAGAUAUGGCAGUUGGGAAGGACCUGGAAGAAUAGGGCUGGUGAAUAAAAGCAAAAAUAAAUAAAUGAGACCUAAUUAAACUUAAAAGCUUUUGCACAGCAAAGGGAACCAUAAACAAAAUGAAAAGACAACUCUCAGAAUGGGAGAAAAUACUUGCAAACGAAGCAACCAACAAGGGAUUAAUCUCCAAAAUAUACAAACGGCUCAUGCAGCUCAAUAUCAAAAAACAAACAACCCAAUCCAAAAAUGGGCAGAAAAUCUAAAUAGACAUUUCUCCAAAGACAUACAGUUGGCCAAAAAGCACAUGAAAAGAUGCUCAACAUCACUAGUUAUUAGAGAAAUGCAAAUCAGAACUACAAUGAGGGGCUUCCCUGGUGGCGCAGUGGUUGAGAGUCCGCCUGCCGAUUCAGGGGACACGGGUUCGUGCCCCGGUCCGGGAAGAUCCCACAUGCCGCGGAGCGGCUGGGCCUGUGAGCCGUGGCCGCUGAGCCUGCGCGCCCAGAGCCUGUGCUCCGCAACGGGAGAGGCCACAGCGAGA
Molecule: messenger RNA, 5976 nt
Organism: Globicephala melas (long-finned pilot whale)
Lineage: Eukaryota; Metazoa; Chordata; Mammalia; Artiodactyla; Delphinidae
Gene: STK11IP
Product: serine/threonine kinase 11 interacting protein
Biological process (GO): intracellular protein localization
Cellular component (GO): cytoplasm
Molecular function (GO): protein binding
Source: RefSeq, a predicted model, not a curated record